Gossypium raimondii (Peruvian cotton) is the source of this 1330-nucleotide messenger RNA. RefSeq lists its product as uncharacterized. NCBI's taxonomy places the organism in Eukaryota, Viridiplantae, Streptophyta, Magnoliopsida, Malvales, Malvaceae. The transcript is spliced from 2 exons. The coding region runs from base 272 to 703 and encodes 143 amino acids. The record is from RefSeq and is a predicted model, not a curated record.
GCCAAUAUACAGGAAAGGCAUGGGAAAUGAUGAAUUAUGGAGGAAACUUUUGUGAGGAUUCUGUGUCUUCUUCUCCCUUCCUCUUCUUUCUCUUUUCUUUUGUUAAUCAAUUUCUUCUGCAUCAGUUAGAUCAAAUGAAUGUUGUUUAUAUUAAUUUUUGGGCUGUUAGUAUUGCAUUCCAACGUAUCAGAGUUUCUUCUUUUUGAGCAAUUAAAGGAUAAGAUUUGCACAUGUGAUCAUAGUUUUUGGUUGGAUCUGAUCAAUUUUUGACAUGGGUAAAUUGCCGCUUGGUAAAAAAAAAUUGCAUCUGUUAAUGAAAUCUGGUUAUGAACAAUGCUAUUUCUGCAUCACAGAAAACAGAAUAGCUGCAAUUCUUUUGAAAGAAGCAGCCGAACGUAGACGACAAGCAGAGAGGGAUGGCAUCCAUGUUUUUCUUCAGCACCCUAAAGUGAGGGGUCGCUCAAAUUCACGGUUCCCCGCUGCAACUGUGCUUGGUGUACAGUCAGCAAAUAGAGCUGUUGAAGUGAAUGAGAUGUGGCGAGUUCGACAAAAGGAGAUGGAACUAAAUGAGAGGCUAAAAUCAAGAUCAAAUGACCAUAGUGGGAAUAGCAGAAUUGUGUGGAUAUUAGCAUCCCUUAUAGAAGCAGAAAUAGGAGGCAUGAGAGCAAUGUUAGUUCUUCAUGCUCAUCAAGCAAAGCAGUAGCAGAGGGUAGUUAUUCAAGGGACAUGAAGGUCUAAGAGACAAUGAGAUCGAUGAAUUUCUUUAGUCAAGGUUUGUACCACAUUUAUACAAAAAGUUGGUAUGUUGGGGGAGAAUUAGUGGAUUCACAUGAUGAGUCUCUUUGCAUGUGAAGUCACCCCUCACGUAGGCUAUAUAUGUUGAUUUAGAUUUUUAUCAGUAAAAAGUUCAAUCGUUAAACCGAUUUUAGGAUGACAGGGUGAAGUGCAGUCGAGGUUCUAUAGGUUCUAGGAUGGAUGAAACUGGACCUUAUCUACCUACAAAUUCCGAGUCCCUAGGGAAGCAGUCAACAAGCUGAACUGGAAUGGAUGAUCGUGUCAAGUUGGGUCCUGAAAAGCCUUCUUCCCUGAAGUCUGAUGAAUCUUCUUCUGAUUCAGAGCCCCAUGAACAUGGAAAGAACGAAAAGGACCACCCUGAGAGAUCAAAUAAAAGGCACAGUAGGAAGCACAAAUCUGAAGAAAAAGCUAGAAAUAGGAAAAAGAAGAGGAAAGAUGAGAAAAGAAGUAAACAUGACAAGUGAAGUGAGUAUUUGACAAUUAAUGUACACUACAAGUUUCGUAUUUCUUAUUCCAUGGUGCUGAUUCAUCAUAA